AUGGCACCAGAGGCUUUGGCAGAGGACAAGCAAGACGCAGAUUCCCUGCUGUCUCCGCAGAAUGUCUGUUUGGAAUCCCUCCUCUCCUACGCUCGGGAAGCUGCCAACUUUGCCACCAAGUACCAGCUUCCCCAUCUGGAAUUUGCCAAGAAUCACCGCGGGGAGCCGGAUGUGGCCAUGUUUGACUUCACCUGCAUGUACCGGUCAGAGAAUGCCGCGCUGGUGAAGGAACGGCACGGACACCGGUUACUGGUCGCCCUGGUGGGAGACUGCCUGGUGGAGCCCUUCUGGCCAUUAGGGACUGGCAUUGCACGUGGAUUCCUUGCAGCUUUUGAUGCUGCGUGGUUAGUACGGAAGUGGAGUAUGGGAAUUCCCCCUCUGGAGCUCCUGGCUGAGAGGGAGAGCAUCUACCAGCUGCUGUCACAGACUACACCCGAAAACACAAACAAGAACAUUAGUCAGUACAGUAUUGACCCACUUACCCGCUAUCCCAACCUCAACCUCAGCUACUUCAAACCUAACCAGGUACAACAUCUGUAUGAUGCAGGAAGGAGCACAGCUACAGAGAAGGAUACCAGCCAGACAAAGGGGACAAUGCAACGCAGUGAUUCCUGUGUGGGUUACGAAGAGCUCCUGAGCUGGUGUCAACAGCACACGAGAAGCUAUAGGAAUGUAAAGGUCGUUGACCUGACAACGUCCUGGAAGAGUGGCUUGGCAUUGUGUGCGCUGAUUCAUCAUUUUCGGCCAGACCUUAUUAACUUUGAGAGUCUUAAAGAAGAAUCUGUUGCUGAAAACAACCAACUUGCAUUCAAUAUCGCAGAAAAAGAGUUUGGAAUCUCACCAAUAAUGACCGGGAGAGAAAUGGAAGUAGCUACCAGCCCUGACAAGCUCAGUAUGUUCAUGUACUUGACCCAGUUCAAUGAGUUCUUCAAGGACAUAUCUCCUGAGCUCCAAGAUGUCAAUAAAAGGAAGAUAAUGACCUUGUCAUCAGCCAAGUCGGCGCUCUUGUUCCUCAGUUCCCUCCGGAAAAACGUGGCAAACAAACGAAGCUCAGUGUCAGAUGCUGAAUCAGAACAAUUACUGAAGGAUGACCCAAAUGAGACUUUGACCCUGCCAUCGUCAGCACUUUCACCGCGGAAGAAUGAGAGCAGCAACUCGCAAACAAAACAAUUCCAGGAGAAGCACGAUGGGGAACCAACUAAUGUUAAAAGACAGGGCUCCUUCAGACAGGCAUCAGGCCCCAGCAGCAGUGAGGUUUGUUACUUCUGUAAGAAGCGGGUUUAUGUGGUGGAACGCUUCAGCGCCGAGGGACAGUUCUUUCACCGCGGCUGCUUCAUGUGCCACCAGUGUGGCAAAACCCUGCGGCUCGGGAACUACGCUUUCAACAGAAGAGAUGGGAAAUUCUACUGCACACUUCACUACAACGGUUUGCAUGGCUCCAAUCAGAGUAAUUUAGAGAAAACAGCUCCAAGGCUCAUAAAUGAGGAUGUUUUGGAUGAAGAAACGAUGCAGGGGAGCGCUGUGGAAAUGCGUGCAGAUCACAACCCAGCAAUGGGCAAGCAUGGAGACAUCAACUCCAAGGAUGUUUCAAAAGAUGAGAUGGACAAUGAAAAUGAAUGGGAGAGAGGCAAUGAUGAUGAAGGACCAGCACCGAUGAGAAAAUAUGAAGAAGAAGAUAUAAUUGAAGGUCUUCAAGUUGAGAAGGAAGAUGAAGAGCAAGGGGUGGAGAGCUCUAGCCAAUGCAAUGAAGAAGACCCAUUGACGGAAGAAGGUGCUCAUGAAUGUGCAGAACAUAGCAGAGUGCCUAUCAUGAGGCAUCUUACAUCACCUGGCAAGAGCCCUGCAUGGGAUACGGAUCAGGCUAUUGUAUCUCAUACUGUGGUAAAGCAGCAGUGGCCCAGCAAUGGGAUGUCCAUAACAGGUGGAUCUAACACUGACUCCAACUUUACCGCAGGAUCUGAAAGGAACUCAAUGGAUUACAAAAAACCAACCAGUGAAGCAGACAUAACAGGUUAUGGUGAACAAACACCAUUCUCAACAACUGCAUCUCCUCUCAGUGACACAAAAAACACAUCUUUCUCUACUAAAUUCCUGGGCAUUCCAUCUGGUAGCAACACUGAGAGUCUUGCUGUCUCUCAAAGGAGUUCAACUCCUGAUAAAACGUCCAAGCCGUGUCCUGAGAAUUUUGAGUCAAAUGCCACUGAGAGUCUGCUUUUGUAUCCUGCCAAACCCUUGGAUCUGGGAGAUGUCAACAGGACAAAGUAUGCUGCUGAUAGUAAAGGAGCCUUCCCAAAUGAAAGGAUAGGUGACAUACCAGAGGUUCAGCCUAAGAGCGAGAAUGUAGAGGAUACUGAAGGGAAGAUAGAAUUAAGCUGCCUUUCAAAGGAACUUGCUUUGAUGUAUUUUGACGUGAAUAAAUCAUCCAUGGAUGAGGAGGAAAGUAAUUGCAACAGCCCAAUGAAGAAACUUGGUCUUUCAGCAUCCCUCAAACGUAAGCUAGCCAGACUGAGUGUAAGCUCAGACACUGACUCAGAAAGCCAGGAAGAGAGGACACAGCCCAGAAUUCAUAUUGAUGACACGACACAAUUUGAUGAUGUGAAGCUUUGUCCGGGAAAAGGAGAAGCUUCUGCUGAUUUUGAGCCUGGGGACUCGGACAAGGAAUGGGAAAUAUUGGAUCAUCCCUCAAUAGUCCUUAGCAAAGAAGACAGCAGAAGUCUGAAAGAGCAGGAGAUAAAAAGUCAGGUGUAUUGGGACACAUCCCAGCCUGACCUGAAGGAGACACCUAGUUCAAAUUCAGCUCAACUCGCACACAGCAAGAACAAACUUGAAAACCCAAAGGCUAAACGCACAGGGGAAUUAGAACCCAAUGGAAAACCAACUGGGAAAGAUUUAGCUUCUGAAACACCAAAUAAAUCAAAAUUGAAGUUCUUCUCUUUACCCAAACCAUUUUCUCGUUUAUCGAGAAGAGAGAAGAAAAAUGAAGAAAAACGUGCAAGUUCUACUCCUCCUGUGGCAAAGGCAGAGAUACCAACAAUCCAGGUAUCAUCUGCUCAGAAGGAAGUGAAACAGUGUAAUUUGAGUGGUGAUGAACAAUCAGAUGACGAUGAAGAUGAGUCUCUUAGCGAAGAUGAGAUGAAAUCUAACACUGAGCCAAUCAAAACUGAGCUGACUCCAGAGGAGUUUGCAGCAAGGCGGCAAACGUGGAAACUGAGAACAUUUGAAAGGCGUGCGAGGCAGGAAGAAAUGGCGAGGUUUGCAAAAGCUCAGAUGAUUCAGAGGCGGUUGGAAGAGAUUGAACAGACAUUCCAUGAUUUGGAGCAGAGGGGAAUUCACCUUGAACAGGAAAUGCGUAAUAAUAAAGGUAAAAGCCAUUAUUCAGUCAAGUAG
Messenger RNA from Rhincodon typus (whale shark), 3387 nucleotides. RefSeq names its product F-actin-monooxygenase MICAL3-like. The transcript is spliced from 19 exons. Bases 1 to 3387 code for a protein of 1128 amino acids. Lineage: Eukaryota; Metazoa; Chordata; Chondrichthyes; Orectolobiformes; Rhincodontidae. Gene Ontology annotation, molecular function: protein binding. The record is from RefSeq and is a predicted model, not a curated record.